Molecule: messenger RNA, 252 nt
Organism: Racocetra fulgida
Lineage: Eukaryota; Fungi; Glomeromycota; Glomeromycetes; Diversisporales; Gigasporaceae
Source: the annotation of a GenBank genome assembly
GCAAUGGUUGUUGCUGCAGGAAUGACGCUUGGUAAAGAGGGUCCUUUUGUGCAUAUUGCAUGUUGUAUUGGUAACAUCCUUAGCCGUAUGUUUAACAAAUAUAACAAAAAUGAGGGUAAAAGGAGAGAAAUAUUGUCUGCUUCGGCAGCUGCAGGUGUGAGUGUGGCUUUUGCUGCACCAAUAGGUGGUGUAUUAUUUUCAUUGGAAGAAUCAGGAGCUUCUUUUGCGCUAUUGUGGCUGCGGUUACCUUGA